AUGGAAGAACCAUUGGAACAAGAACAUUCAAUAACAAAUGAUGAUUUGAAACCAUCAACAUCAUCAACAACAGCAAACAAAUCAUCUCGUUCAACAAAGCAAAUAACAACAAAUGGUACAACACGUCGCCAUAAACGACGGCGUCCAACGAAUAGUGCCCGUUCAUCAAGUGAUCAUUCAACCUCAUCAAGUCGUUCAUCGUCGACCUCGAGUCAUACAUCACAAUCAUCGAUAAAAAUUUCGAAUACAAAUGAACAAGAAAUUCAAAAGACUCGUAGUUGCUUAGCACAAGAACAAUUACAAACAAUAAUUGAGAAAACAAAAACGGGAAAAUAUGAUAUUUUGGAUAGUUUUGCAUUUUUAUCAUUUGAAACAGAUGAUGAUUGGCGUAUUGCAUUUGAACAUUUUAAUCAACAACAAUUACAACGAACAUACACAAAUAAAAAAGCUCAUUCAUUAUCUGGUAAAAAGAAUGGACAUAUUAUAGAUCAUUCAGAUUCAUAUUCAAUGCACCGAUCAACAAGUGCAUCAUGUAAAAUUGACGAUGAACAUCGAACAUCUACUAAUUCAACAUCAAAUCCACCUGACGAUGUAUCAAUAGAAAAUCAUCGAUCAUCUAUGUGGCAAAAUAUAUCACCGAAUAAAAAUUCCAAUGAUCGUUCAUUGACGACUAUUAAAAAUGAACCUAUCGACCAAGUAAAUCGUUCAGCAUCGGAACAUGGAGACAAUCAUUUCGAUAAUGAACAAAAUCAAAAUUCUUCGACAUCAUCACAAAAAUCAAAAGAUGAUAUUAAAAUAGAAUCAAACGAAAAGAAACAUCACCAUCAUCAUCAUCAUAAAUCACAUAAACGACAUAAAACGAAACACGAUCUAAGUAUUAAUGGUGAUAGUAGUAAUAAACAUCCGACAAUCACAUCCAUGUCCGACUUAGCCAAACAACAUAUUAAACACGAGCCUAUGCCUCUACCACCAUCAUUAAAUUUUCCGCCUCAUUUCGAUCCAAAACUGUAUCCUAUGCCAUCAUUUUCACCAUUUUCUCAUCAUCCUCAUGGUCCACCACCACAAUCAUUUCCUGGCUCUUACGAUCAAUCAAUGAUGUUAGCUAAUCGUUUUUAUGGGGGUCAAUAUCCACGGGAAUUGUUAAUGCCUCCACCUGCGCGACCACCAUCUAGAUCACUACAACAUCCGUUUUCAAUGAAAGACAAUCAACAGGAUACAUCAAUGGAAAAAAUGUUUGAAAAAUACUAUCCAGGUGUAUUACCAAGUUAUUUAGCCGCAGCAGCAUCAGCGGCUGCAGCUGCAUCAUCAAAUAGUAAUUCACCUGUAUCAUCAUUAAAUGCUAAAAUGCAUGGUAAUUCACCAAAUGGUCCUGAUCAUUCAUUAUGGUCGCAGCGUGAAGCAUUACAAAGGCAAUAUUUAUCUGCAUCGAAUAAACAACCAUCAACGAAAUCACCUUUAUUUGAUUCAACUACAAAAUUACCCUCAAAUCAUUCAAGUACAUCACCCAUCGAUCAUCAUCAUCAUCGUCGUCAUAGUUCAUCGGCAUCGAAUCCUGAUAUACCAAAUUCUACAACACCAUCAACACAUCCGCUUUAUUUAGCACCAGUUAUUGUUACAGAAUUUCAUCAGCAUCAACACAAUCACAAUCAUACACAUGAACAUAAAUUAAAUAUAACCACAAAAGACGAACGGCAAUCAUCACCAAGAUCUAAAACACCAUUAUCAAAUGAAACUAAAAAAAUGAAAACAGGUUUUUCAGUAACAGACAUGUUUAUUGAUAAAACUUCUCCUAACAUAAAACAUUCACCACAACAACAAGGUUUUCUCUCUGUUGUCAAUAAUAAAAAAGACAACAAUCCAUCACCAAUAGUACAAUUGAAAAAACCAUCCAAUGGAAAAUGGUCAACAGCACAUAUUCAUAUAGCAUGGAUGAUAUUUAAUAAUGAACAAAGACAACGUGAUAAAUUGAAUCUUCUUAAUCAAACAAAUAAAACUCGAACAUCAUCGACAUUACCAUCUUCUCAAUCGACAUUAUUACCACCACCUGUACCGUUAAAUGACAACAAUAAUGAUUUAUCACUAUUACGUCCACCAUUACCACCACCGGUACCAUCACCGUUUGCAUUUCCAUUUCCAUUCGAUAUGAAUUCUCAACAAAAUCCUCUAUUACGAUCGCCGUCAACUGCAAAAUUAUCACGACCAACAGUAACAUCUUCAUCGUCGUCAUCGUCACCUUCAAUUAAAGCACCAACAAUGAAACGUGAACAAAAAAUGCCAUUUAUGGAUGAACGUAUGCGACGAACAUCACCGUCACCUUUAUCACGGCCAACAUCAGGAUCUAACUUUCUUCCAUCAUCACCAUCACAUCGAAUGAAGAUGGAUUUUCCAUCGUUAUUAUUACCACCACCAGGACAACAGCAACAACAACAACAACAACAACAACAGCAGCAGCAGCAGCAGCAUCAAUUACCAACGUUUCCUUCGAAUGAUGAUCGUAAACGUUUUCUAAACUUCAAUGUAGAUCUUUUACAAUCAUUUGGUCCACCACCACCUCCAUCUCCAUUUUUGUCAUCAUUUUUUCCAAUGGGUGGACCCCCAAUGCCACCACCUAUGCCUUCUUCAUCAUCUCGUCGUAGUGGUAUAAACAGUGAUUCACAAAAAUCAUCAUUAUUUCCGCCGCCAACAUCAUCGACACCAUUCGAUUUUACUCGAUCGCCUCUAUUACCACCUGGAUUCCCUAUGCCAAAUAAUCAUCUUGAAUCGGAUCGCUAUCGUUUUCUACUUGAACAACAUGCACGUGACCGAGAUAUGCAAUAUGCAAUGAUGGCUGCUGCAGCAGCGGCAGGAAAUGGACAACAUGCUCCACCGCCACUCUUUACCGAUCCAAAUGCAGCGGCGCUAUUUAAACAUUAUUCAAAUUGA
Rotaria socialis is the source of this 2922-nucleotide messenger RNA. NCBI's taxonomy places the organism in Eukaryota, Metazoa, Rotifera, Eurotatoria, Philodinida, Philodinidae. The record is from the annotation of a GenBank genome assembly.